AUUCUCCUGUUCUCUUCCAGUGUACCACAAACAGAUUCUCAGCAGAGCUCUGCAGAAAUUCCUCUAAUCCUUCCUCUGCUACCCAGGAGUCAUGGAAGCCAGCGAUUAUGCCCGUGAACUCGGCUCUCCACCAACAUACAAUGAGCGUGGCUAUGAGCAGCUGAAAAAAGAGACAGAGUUUCGGAAUAUCCCGAGCCAACAAGUCCAAACCACUGUGGUGACAAUUACGCCAGAGGGUCCCCCUGUCCGAGAUCAUAUCAUCUGGUCGCUCUUCAAUGCCAUGUAUUUGAACUUCUGCUGCCUUGGUGUUUUCGCCCUUGUAUUUUCUGUCAAGUCCCGGGACAGGAAGCUUGUGGGAGAUAAGAAUGGCGCCACCAGCUACGGUUCCACAGCCCGUUCCCUAAACAUAACUGCCACCGUGCUCUCUAUUUUGUUUACUGUUGUCGUAAUGAUCGCCCUUAUUAUAAAGGCGGUCAUGAUGAUUGAAAUGAUUAAGAAAAUGACCCAGGAUGGAGGAUACCCUAAAAACGACUUUGGAUACGGAUACGGAAAUUAA
Nanorana parkeri is the source of this 556-nucleotide messenger RNA. Its product is annotated as interferon-induced transmembrane protein 1-like. Gene Ontology annotation, cellular component: plasma membrane. The record is from RefSeq and is a predicted model, not a curated record. The transcript is spliced from 2 exons. NCBI's taxonomy places the organism in Eukaryota, Metazoa, Chordata, Amphibia, Anura, Dicroglossidae. The coding region runs from base 92 to 556 and encodes 154 amino acids.